Messenger RNA from Trichomonas vaginalis G3, 1065 nucleotides. RefSeq lists its product as uncharacterized. The record is from RefSeq and is a predicted model, not a curated record. NCBI's taxonomy places the organism in Eukaryota, Parabasalia, Trichomonadida, Trichomonadidae. The coding region runs from base 1 to 1065 and encodes 354 amino acids. The transcript has a single exon.
AUGAACCACGACGCACUAAAGUCAAUAGUAACAGAGACUCAGUUGGACUUAAAUCAGAAGUGUCAGCCAGUAAGAAAGAUAGAGAAUGUUUGUAAUAUCAUCAUGAUAUCUAACAACUUCAACUCAGUAAAGAUUGAUAAAGACGACAGAAGAUUUGUUGUCAUUGACGUAAGCAGCAGAUACAAAGGAAAUUACGAAUAUUUCUCAAAUCUCAUUGAAAGCUUUAAUGAAGAGUUUUAUUCAAACUUACUGACGUACUUCAUGAAGAAAGAUUUAAGUGAAUUUGAUGUAAGGAAGAUACCAUUCACCAGGGCUAAACAAGAACUCAUCGAAAUGAACAAAACACCUUACCAAAUGUUUUACGAGGAGUUCUAUGAAAAGUUUGUAUCCGGAUGGAAUUGUACAGAGUGCUACAGAAGAUAUAAAGAAUUUGCGAAGGAGAAUGAAUUCUUUGCAUGUAGUUCAAAUGUAUUUGGCGGCAAGAUGAGAGAAUUUGUGAAGAGAAGUAGAAAGCGAGACGGUUCUGCAAGAAGUUAUAUUUACGAAGCAAGUAUGAUAUUAGAAGGUCGUGGAAAGAAAGAAACAGUGAAUUAUGAGGAAGUGCUUGAAAAAUUCAUGGAGUACAUGGGAAGCAAUAUAACAUACAACAAAGACAUAUAUAGUGAGUUUAAGUACUACUGUGAACAGCAUGAGAUUGAAGUAAUGAGUAAAGGAGACUUUGAAACGCUUAUGAAAGACAGUGAGGAGGUCAUACAUGAGAACAGUGUUGAAAUAGUUCAUGAGAACAGUGAGGAGGUCAUACAUGAGAACAGUGUUGAAAUAGUUCACGAUGUCGUUCGUGAAGAAGCCAUUGCAACAAAGAAUGAGAUAAAGGAUUUCAUAGAACUUAACAAGGAGGAGUUUAAAGAAGGCUAUGAAGUGAAAAGAUGUGAAGAAGAUUUCUUGGCGUAUUUGAAGAAAAAGAGACUAAAGUCAAUGGCUCAAAAUAAGUUUCAAUCGAUGUUUGAAAAGAAACGUUUGAGCUAUGGUGGUGUAAGAAGCACACAUUACUUUGUUAAGAAGUGA